This is a messenger RNA of Nematolebias whitei (Rio pearlfish), 668 nucleotides long. Its product is annotated as unconventional myosin-Ie. Gene Ontology annotation, cellular component: myosin complex. Gene Ontology annotation, molecular function: cytoskeletal motor activity; protein binding. NCBI's taxonomy places the organism in Eukaryota, Metazoa, Chordata, Actinopteri, Cyprinodontiformes, Rivulidae. The record is from RefSeq and is a predicted model, not a curated record.
ACUGCACAGACGCCUUUCAAAGGAGGUGAAACCACUUCCAGGAACAGGCCGACCAAAACCGAAGCCCCGCUCUCCUCAGUGCAAAGCUCUGUAUGCCUACGAUGCUCAAGACACUGAUGAGCUCAGUUUCAAUGCUGAUGACGUCAUCGAGAUAUUAUCUGAAGAUUCGUCUGGUUGGUGGUUCGGGAGGCUGCGAGGUAAAGAAGGGAUGUUUCCUGGAAAUUAUGUUGAGAAGAUCUAGAUCUUUUUUCACGAAGGUCAGAAGUCCUUUACCCACACCUGAAGCUUGGAAGACAUCUAAUCUGAAAUGGCACACUGAAUACAAGUUAAUCAUGUGUUUCUAAACGUGUACAUUUCUGUCUGAGUGGCAGCUGUCAAUCAUCCUCUGAGAUCAGUUACAAGUCAUGCAGGUUGUAUUGGCUCUUGGUGCCAAAUGUUCUGGGCUGUCCUCUCUGAGCCACUCUAUUUUACAGUAAGAGUCAGUGUUUACAUGUGUGUUACCAUGGAGACCUAACAAUAAUAUGGUAAAGUUCUGACAGCACCCAAUUCCUGGUCCAGUCUUCAUAACACCCAUGAAAUAAAUUAAACCGAAUAAAAAUGGAGAUUAAAACAAUAAAAAAUAAAUGUAACAUUUUAUAUCUUUUUUGGAUCAAACAUGAAAUAAAACU